AAGAAGGCUCAUUCUGAGACGUCGUGAAAGGAAAAAAAAAUAAAGUUAGUAGUCUUGUUUAGUUCGUUGUUGAUACAGGGAACUUACUUCCAAUGAUAAAAGUAACUUCUCCAGAAAUAGUGUUUUAAUUCUAUCCACUUUUCACAUGGCCUUUCCAGUUUCAAGUAAAAUUAUUUUUUUCCUGCUGUUGUUUUUGUUUCUACUCUCAGCCACAGCCCAGCGUUCCAUUAACGUCACUUUGGGUUCAUCGAUAACUGCAAACAAAGCAAAUUCCAGUUGGGUGUCACCUUCUGGAGAAUUUGCUUUUGGCUUCCAGCAGAUCAUUCCAGGAGGUUACUUGCUGGCUAUCUGGUUCAACAAAAUACCUGAAAGAACCGUUGUUUGGUCUGCCAAUCGUGAUCGUCUCGUCCAAGAAGGAUCAAAAGUUCAACUAUAUGCAGAUGGGAGGUUGGAACUGCGUGAUCCUAGAGACCAGCAGAUAUGGGCUGCUACUUCGUCUCGUGGAGUAGCCUAUGGAUCCAUGCUUAACACUGGUAAUUUUGUUUUAGCAAACAGAAGUUCAGUAGUUUUGUGGCAGAGUUUUGAUGAGCCGACUGACACAUUAUUACCAACACAGAAACUGAAUAAAGGUGGCAUACUUGUUUCCAGCUUUUCUAAAACAAAUUAUUCAAGAGGGAGAUUCCUCUUCACAUUACAAAAUGAUGGAAAUCUUGUGUCUUACACCAGAAAUUUCCCCUUGGACGAACCGAUUUUUGCUUAUUGGUCAACAAAAACUACAGGCAGGGGCUUCCAGGUGAUCUUCAACCAGUCUGGCAACAUCUUUCUGGUAGCAGAAAAUAGAAGCGUACUCAAUUUUGUGUCUCCAAAUGAAGCCUCGACCAGUCAGUUUUACCACAGAGCAAUUCUGGAAUAUGAUGGGGUUCUAAGGCAUUAUGUCUACCCUAAGUCUUCUGAUUCAGAAGGUGGGAGAGAAAUGGCGUGGUCUUCUGUGGACUUCAUACCUUCGAAUAUAUGCACGAGCAUGGGGGAAAGGUCAGGAUUUGGUGCUUGUGGUUUUAACAGUUUAUGCUUAUUGGGAUCUGAUCAAAUACCACACUGCGACUGCCCUAAUGGUUACACUCUUAUAGAUCCAAAUGACAGGAUGAGUGGAUGCAAACCAAAUUUUGUUGCACAAAAUUGUGAUGAAGGGGCACGUGAAACUGACCUUUUUAGUUUCAUUGACAUGCCCAACACAAAUUGGCCUUUCUCCGAUUACGCACUUUUUAAGGAAAUCACAGAAGAUUGGUGUCGACAGGAUUGCCUCAAUGAUUGUUUUUGUGCUGUAGCGAUUUAUAACAACGGUAGAUGUUGGAAGAAGCAAUAUCCUCUCACCAAUGGGGCGAUAGAUUCUAGUUUAGGGGGGAAAGCUUUGAUAAAAAUAAGGAAUAGCAAUGCAACUGUAUACUCCUCUGUCUUUAAGAAGAGUGAAAGUUCCACUCUGAUCAUCAUCCUAUCAGUUUUCUUAGGCAUUACCAUGUUCCUAUUUUUAUCCCUCUUGUUGUAUGUUUUCUGUUUCAGUCGACAAAAAUCAAAGAGCCUUCAACCAUAUCAAGAUCUUCCAGGCCUGAACAUAAGAAGAUUCAGUUUCAAAGAGCUAGAAGUAGCAACAAAUGGAUUCAAGGAGGAAUUGGGCAGGGGCGCUUGUUCAACUGUAUACAAAGGGAUUCUUAAGAAUGACAAUAUUGAAAUCGUAAUUGCUGUGAAAAAGCUUUAUAAGAUGGCUACAGAAGGUGAACAAGAAUUUAAAGCGGAAGUAAACUCAAUUAGCCGUACUAAUCACAAAAAUCUAGUUCAAUUGCUGGGAUAUUGUGAAGAGGACCAAAACCGGGUUUUGGUAUAUGAAUUCAUGAGCAAUGGCUCUUUAGCAAAAUUGCUGAUUGAAAAUUCAAGGCCCAACUGGUACAAAAGAAUGCAGAUUGCAUUUGCAACUGCUAGAGGUAUUUGCUAUUUGCACGAAGAGUGUAAAAAUCCAAUCAUACACUGUGACAUUAAGCCUCAGAACGUACUCUUAGACGAAUUCUUUACAGCAAAAAUAUCGGACUUUGGAUUAGCCAAGCUUUUGAAGCCAGAUCAAUCUAAAACCACCACCGGAAUAAGGGGAACAAAAGGGUAUAUUGCUCCAGAAUGGUUCAGAAACAUGCCGAUUACAGUCAAGGUUGACGUUUACAGCUUUGGAAUCUUGUUGCUCGAGCUUAUCUGUUGCAGAAGAAAUUAUGAACCCAAUGUUGAGUUUGAGACCGAAAUGGUACUUGCUGAUUUUGCUUAUGAUUGUUACAAGGAAGGAACAGUGAAUUUGCUGGUGGCAGACGAUGAGGAGGCAUUAGGCGACAAGCGAUUUGACAAGCUUGUGAUGAUCGCAAUUUGGUGCAUUCAGGAGGAACCAACAUUAAGGCCUACCAUGAAGAGAGUAAUACAACUUAUGGAAGGAUCUGUUGAAGUCCCCAUUCCUCCAAAUCCCACCUCCUUUGGCACUUCAGUUUAGAUUCAUAUUUUUGUCCCAAUGUAUGAUAAUAAUUUGUACGAUCUUCGUAUUAGCAUCUCUGUUCAUGUCACUCGCUUCUAAUCUUCUAAUCAAUUUAAUUUUGUAAUAUACCUUAAACUUUCUUUC
Molecule: messenger RNA, 2647 nt
Organism: Olea europaea var. sylvestris
Lineage: Eukaryota; Viridiplantae; Streptophyta; Magnoliopsida; Lamiales; Oleaceae
Product: G-type lectin S-receptor-like serine/threonine-protein kinase LECRK3
Exons: 1
Coding region: 146-2521 (791 amino acids)
Biological process (GO): protein phosphorylation
Molecular function (GO): ATP binding; protein serine/threonine kinase activity
Source: RefSeq, a predicted model, not a curated record